AUGGGAAGAGCUUCGGAGGAUAAACCACAGUGUCUGAACUCGAGAAUGGCUUGGCAGUUGAACGUUGAACGUUUCUGGAAGAAGAUUGUUGACUACUACAACGCAAGCCCUCAACUGGUUGAGACAAUAUCUAGAGAGCUUGGUCCGUGCAAGCAGAGGUGGGCUAGGAUUAACGAGCAAGUCUGUAAGUUCGUAGGAUGCUAUGAUGCGGCGUCGAGGGGGCAGAGAAGUGGUCAGAAUGAUGAUGAUGUGAUGAAAGCUGCCCUCGACUCAUUCUUCAACAUUUACGAGCACAAGUUCAGCCUCGAACAUGCGUGGAGGGAGCUGAGGCAUGACCAGAAAUGGUGCUCCACCUAUAUCGUUAAAGACGGUGGGAAGGACAAGCACAAACAAGUGGUGGACGUUGAUAGAGAAGAUGAAAUUGCCGAACCUGAAAGUAGACCAGUUGGUGUGAAAGCUGCUAAAGCUGCUGGUAAGAGGAAGAAGAGUGGCAAAGAAGAAGAGAUGUCACAGCUACAGGCUAUGAUGGAAAUGAAAGAAAAACUCUAUAAACAGAAAAUUCUAGAUUGUUUACUUGCCAAAAAAGAUCCACUAUCUGAGAUGGAAGAAACUCUUAAACUCAAACUCAUGUCUGAGAUGUUAUGA
Brassica oleracea var. oleracea is the source of this 645-nucleotide messenger RNA. Its product is annotated as glutathione S-transferase T3-like. The record is from RefSeq and is a predicted model, not a curated record. Lineage: Eukaryota; Viridiplantae; Streptophyta; Magnoliopsida; Brassicales; Brassicaceae. The coding region runs from base 1 to 645 and encodes 214 amino acids. The transcript is spliced from 3 exons.